This is a messenger RNA of Pygocentrus nattereri (red-bellied piranha), 1236 nucleotides long. RefSeq names its product prostaglandin reductase 1. Gene Ontology annotation, biological process: prostaglandin metabolic process. Lineage: Eukaryota; Metazoa; Chordata; Actinopteri; Characiformes; Serrasalmidae. Bases 82 to 1161 code for a protein of 359 amino acids. Gene Ontology annotation, cellular component: cytoplasm. Gene Ontology annotation, molecular function: 15-oxoprostaglandin 13-reductase [NAD(P)+] activity; 2-alkenal reductase [NAD(P)H] activity. The record is from RefSeq and is a predicted model, not a curated record. The transcript has 8 exons.
GUUCCUACCACAUUCGGUCUGGUCACCAGACUCUGCUUCAGCUGCAGCAGCUUUACGACAGCAACAUCAGAGCAAAGAGCUAUGGUUCAAGCUAAGAGCUGGAUCCUGAAGCAGCACUUUGAGGGUUUUCCUAAAGACAGUGACUUCGAGCUGAAGCAGGAGCAGCUCCCUGAGCCCAAAGAUGGAGGUUGGUGGCUGAAAGAAUUUGUUUUCUCCACUCUAGACUGCAUUUGUGUUUUCUCUGUUGUUGGUAACUCUUGCGUAACUGUGGUUGCAGAGGUGCUUGUGGAAGCAGUGUUCCUGAGUGUGGACCCCUACAUGAGGCCUUACAGUCGUGUACGAAUGCAGCCUGGCGAUGUGAUGAUUGGAACACAAGUGGCUAAAGUGAUUCAGAGUAAUAACCCAGCAUUUCCUGUUGGGUGUCACGUGGUUGGCCGAUGCGGAUGGAGAACAAACACAGUAUUGGAUGGGACUGGUCUCACUCGGGUCCUGAAUGACUGGCCUCAGGAUGUUCCUCUCUCUCUUGCUAUUGGAGGUCUCGGCAUGCCAGGGUUGACGGCUCUGUAUGGUUUAGAGGAGGUGCUGGCCAUCAAACCAGGAGAAACUCUGCUGGUGAAUGCAGCAGCUGGUGCUGUGGGGAGUGUAGUAGGUCAGAUCGCUAAACUGAAAGGCUGUAAAGUGGUGGGUUCAGCUGGGAGUGAUGCUAAAGUGGCCUACCUGAAAGAGCUGGGCUUUGACCAUGUCUUCAACUACAAGACUGUGCCUUCUCUGGAGGAAGCGCUGAAGCAGGCCUCACCUGAAGGAUACGACUGCUUUUUUGACAAUGUUGGAGGACUUUUCUCCAGUGUUGUCCUCCCGCAGAUGAAAUACCUUGGGAGGAUUGCUGUAUGUGGAGGAAUUUCCUUGUACAAUGACGAAGAACCUCAAACAGGUCCUUAUCCACACCUGAACAUGAUCUUUAAGGAGUUGCGGAUGGAGGGCUUUCUAGUAGGCAGGUGGGAGCAUAAGAAUGAGGAGUCUCUGAAGAGGAUGCUGGCCUGGGUGAAGGAGGGUAAACUGAAGUUUAGAGAGCAUGUAACCGUUGGCUUUGAGAACAUGCCUGCAGCCUUCAUGGGGAUGCUAAAGGGUGAGAACACCGGGAAGGCCAUCAUUAAAGUCUGAGGGCUUCACUCUUAAACUUAUAUCUGUUUUGCUCUCAAUCUCUAAACACAAUAAAAUUUGUGAUUUGCUUUUGUG